This is a messenger RNA of Physcomitrium patens, 2103 nucleotides long. Its product is annotated as cytoplasmic tRNA 2-thiolation protein 2. Gene Ontology annotation, cellular component: cytosol. Gene Ontology annotation, molecular function: tRNA binding; sulfurtransferase activity. NCBI's taxonomy places the organism in Eukaryota, Viridiplantae, Streptophyta, Bryopsida, Funariales, Funariaceae. Gene Ontology annotation, biological process: tRNA wobble position uridine thiolation. The record is from RefSeq and is a predicted model, not a curated record.
GUUUUGUGAAAGAUGGCUUUGCCGAAAGAGGAGGAGUUCCACUUAGUCUUUUUACGUAUUUAAGGCUUGUUCCCUGAUUCCUUCUUCAGAUGAAGAAAGCUUAUUUAGGUCAUUUCUCGUUCAAUCAGUUUGAGUUCUCAUUCAUCCUCUUCCUUGUAGCACUGGAAGCCCUAAUUCCCAGAGCUGCUGGUUGAUUCACGAUUCUAAGAAUUGUCAACGCGCGCCUUGGGCUUCAAUGUCGUUUUGCGAAGUAGUCUCGAUUCUGCGAUGUAUUGGUUGAACUCUCUUCGGCCGUGCUGUUGUGGGGCGCAACUUGCAGAACUGUAUGAGGAUUUUUUGAGUUGAUCAGCGAUGGCGUGUGAGUCUGGGCAGGGCUGUGGAGCCGGGCAAGGCUGUGGAACGAAUGCUUGUAGCUCAGAGAAUUUGUGUAGUAAAGAUGAGAGGGUGUUUCCUCCGAAUGGCAAGAAGUCUGGAGUUUGCGCGAAGUGCAAGGAACAGCCAACUUCUGAAGAUUUUGAGCUGUGUUGUACGUGCCUACACACGAAUUUGAUAUCCAAAUUUAAGACGGCUGUUAAUCAGAAUUCGCUCGUUACUCCUGCAGAUCAUGUUCUUGUGGCUUUUUCCGGGGGAGCAGCUUCUAGAGUUGCCUUGGAGUUUUUACGCGAAAUUAGGUUGAGACAACAGACGGAUUUAGAUGCUUCCAGAGGCCAAGGAACGCGUGUUUUUGGGCUCGGUGUAGUGUUUGUGGACGAGGCAGCGGCUUGGUCCGGUCCGUCCCUCGACCUCGAACAUACCAUUGAAGAAAUUAGCUCAAUUAUUUUAACUGAAAGUGAGAGACCGGUGCCUUUACAUAUCGCCAAACUUCAAGAUGUAUUUGAAGCUGAGGGUUUGCGUUCAUCUGUAGGCUUGGAUGAGGAUGUUGGUAUUAGGAGUUCAGAAGAAAUGCUCCAGGAAUUGCUUAGGAAUGUGGAAGACGUAACCGGGAAGGAGGAUCUUGUUACCUAUUUACGAAUGCAAGUUCUUCAAAAGAUAGCUAAGGAACAUGGAUACACAAAACUUGUAUUAGGUGUAUGUUCGUCACGUAUUGCCGCACGUUCCAUAGCUGCUACGGCGAAGGGGCAAGGAUACUCUUUUUCAGCGGAUAUACAGUAUUGGGACUCAAGAUGGCCAGUUACAGUUGUUCUUCCUUUGCGUGAUGUUCUCGCCCGAGAGCUUGAUGUUUAUUGUCGACUAGCCAACCUUAAAACGGUCGUCAACAAGAAUACAUUACACGGCACAGACAAGUCAAAGAGCAUCAAUGAAUUAUCGCGAGAAUUUGUUUCCUUGCUGCAGGAGCAAAAUUUCUCCCGAGAGUACACAAUCACACGAACAAUGGGAAAGCUUAAGUCUUUUGUCUUCAACACACCACCAGUCGGCCCUAUUGAAAUGGCACUCCGUAGGCGCAGAGGAAUCGAGACUCCUAAACCUGAAACUGUCUCAGCAGCAAACACAGUUCCUGACUUGCUUUGCCCAAUCUGCAGCGCUCCUCUGGAUGUGCGAGACUUCCUGCAUGGUGAUGUAGAGUUCACAGACAAGUCAAGCAACAAUGCUGAAUCGCCUUCUGUUAACUCCAAAGGUGAUCUACCGGCGUUAUCCUCCGACACGUUCAAGAACAUGUGUUGUCCUAGUUGUAGGUUUCAGAUUUUGCCCAAGAAUGAGCCAAAGACAGAGUCGAUGGUUAAGGCUCUACCAGAAGUAAUGAGGGACCGCGCUGUUGCAAACUUCGAAGACAAACAAUGCUGGAUGAGGUCCAGAAUACAAGAAUAUCUACUUUCGGAUGAUGAAGAUUGAAAGCCAAAGCAGCCUAUUGUACUUAUGACAUCACUCUAUUUGCAAGAACCCUAGGGAUUAAUGAAAGAAAGCAAAAGCUUGACCAAGAUGAAGCAAAGUUAAAUAUUAAAAUAAUUUUUGAUUGUUUGCAUUGUUUGCAAGUUUGGAAACUAGAAGUGAUGAAGGAGGUGAAUCCUUUUGACUUCCUUGCUUCUUUUGGAUUACAUUUCAACCAUUUCAAAUCUGCAAAUUUUUUUGAUCUCAUGGUUAUAUAAAACAUUUCUUAUAGUACAA